AUGCAACCCUCGAUUUUCAAUCAUUGGAAAGCGCUAUGCAUCAUGUAUGGCUCACUCUUCGCUAGCAUCUUAUUCGCUGUCGGCCAUCAUCUAUACUAUCAGAGCUUGGCGGGCACACCCGUAUCGACUUUGAACGAUCUGGCUGUUUGGAAUUGGGCCGGCAUAUCAUCACAAAAGUUCAAUACAGCGGUCGGCACCACUUUCGCAUCCUUCUUUCGAACCGCCGUGUCGAUUGCGGUCACGACAGCCUAUGUUCAGAUCGUGUGGAACGCUCUCAAGGCCGAGAGCACAAGACUAAGCGUCGUUGACGCUAUCAGUGGUAUCCUAGCAAAUCCCUUCGGGUUCUUCAAUGGGAGCGCAUGGAGGAAGUCGGUUAUACUACUUCCGCUUGCGAUGACGAUUUGGCUACUUCCGGUUGCUCCGAUCGUCACUCCUGCAACUUUGACGGUCGAGACCGCCUCUGAUGUCUCACGUUCUCUAGCAAAUGUAAGCUCGAUUGAUUUCAAUAGCUUGAACUUCGCGAUUGUAAAGAUGAUGCAUACGCCAAAAUGCGCAUACGUCUACGACGGUCCUCAGUACGAAGUGACGAAGAUCGUCACAGCAGCGACACUUCCAGGCGAUGCGCUGCCCUUAGCAGCACCAGGGAACCAGCUCAAUGCGUCAUAUACACAUCAGUUCUCUGGACCUGCUUUACGGUGCACCGAUGUUUCGGAGCCCUUGCGUGGGGAGAUUGUCUCCAACAUCAAUGCCAGCGCAUCUUCGGUCGGCAAGUCAUAUGGUUACCUCGCCUGGGUUCCGAGCACGAAUGAUUCCCGACCCUUUGGAUUAUACAAGGCCGGCACUUACUAUGAUUACAAUGGGCCGAAUACCAUCUCAGGGCCACAGACUGGAGCGCCUCUGAAGCUAUUCGUUGCCAUUCUCCCAAAUAUGGCAGAUCCAAAUAGUGCAGCCGAUAGACUAGGCUAUGAUCAUACUGGCAAUACCACUAUAGUCGAGUNNCGACUGACUGACGCAACAUACUCGUCAUCGUUCAGCUGGGUCAAUGGCAUCCGAGACAUGAAUACCACGGUGAUACCUUUUGGCAAUGAGGUAUCAUAUCCUGAUAAAGUGCUUUGCGGCGAUAUAGGGCCCAAACGGCCCUUUUCACCCGCUAUCAUCCAGAGAUAUGCCUACGCAGCGGUGAUGAAUGCUUUCGGCAGCAUUGUGCAAGGUGCAAUUUACUAUCAAAUCUUCAAGGAAACUGGAUUGCUCACCAAAGGGAACAUGAUGACUAGUGUUCUGGGCGCCACACAGGAGCUUGCCUUUCUGCUUAAUUCUACAACAAAUGACACCACCGAUAUAUCUUCACGGGAUCCAGCGGUCUGGGGUGGCGUUUCGGUCAAGAAACAUGCAGACAAUACAUUGGACUUGCGUACCACCCUAGAAAUGAUGUUCCAGAACGUCACCAUGAGAUUGUUGAGUUCAAAACUGCUCCAGCCUGACCCCAAAACACCGUACUACCCACCUCCCUUGAACGUAACAACAACUGCCUACCACAAUCUAUACUCUUACUCAGCUGCGACCUUGUGGCUUGCGUAUGGUACAGCCCUUCUCAUAACCAUGAUAACAGUCGUCAUAGGAUCCAUAGCCAUCUUCUCCAGUGAUCUAUCGUAUUCCUCGUCUUUCUCGACAGUCCUACGCACGUCCUCACAUGCUUCUGUUAGCACAAAGAUAACGAAAGAAGAUGCCAUUGGUCAGGAUCCACUGCCAAAGCAUCUGGCAGGGGCCACAAUCACUUUCGAUCAUGACGAUCGAGGGGACGAAGAGGCGGCUGUCAAGGAGCAUUUAGUCGCGAAGGGAGAGCAUGAACUCCUGCCAGUCGAGAGUUCACAGCAACGCAACGCGACAUGGUAA
Molecule: messenger RNA, 1893 nt
Organism: Aureobasidium vineae
Lineage: Eukaryota; Fungi; Ascomycota; Dothideomycetes; Dothideales; Saccotheciaceae
Source: the annotation of a GenBank genome assembly